Ilex paraguariensis (yerba mate) is the source of this 1745-nucleotide messenger RNA. NCBI's taxonomy places the organism in Eukaryota, Viridiplantae, Streptophyta, Magnoliopsida, Aquifoliales, Aquifoliaceae. The record is from the annotation of a GenBank genome assembly.
AUGCGGGGUGAUUCCAUGGACACAUUGGCCGGUUUGGUGAGUUGGUCCAGGGACCUAAAAGUGGAUCCACGAGGUUGGCCCAUGCAUAGUAAUGCCACGCCUUUGAAGAUUGGAGUUCCUGGAAAAACCACUUUCCCGAAAUUUGUGAAGGUGGAUUGGAAUUCAAAUUUGAAUAAAUGGAGCGUUUCUGGUUUUUGCAUUGAUGUCUUCUAUGAGGUGUUGAAUAGUUUGGAGCCUAGUUAUCCCCUACCUCAUGAAUUUGUACCAUACAAUGGCUCCUACAAUGACCUAGUUGAUCAUGUGGCUAACAAGACAUUCGACGCUGUGAUUGGCGACGUAACUAUACUAGCAAAUCGAUCAAAAUAUGUGCAAUUUACGCAGCCAUACGCCGAAUCAAGCUUGUCAAUGAUAGUAACGGUGACGCCCGAGCAUGGAAAGGCAUGGAUUUUCUUGAUGCCUUUCACCAUGGAAAUGUGGGCAGUGACCGCUGCUCUGUUGCUCUACACUGUGUUCAUAAUCUGGCUUUUGGAGCGUCAAUCGAAUCCAGAGUUUGCUGGCCCAUGGUAUAAUCAACUAGCGACUUCACUUUGGUUCACAUUCACUUCACUGUUCUUUGCACAUAGGGAAAGGGUUCAAAAUAGUUACACUCGUGUAGUGGUGGUGGUAUGGCUCUUCGUUGUCUUAGUCUUAUCCUCAAGCUACACUGCAAGUUUCUCCUCAAUGCUCACUGUCCAACGCCUCAAACCGAACAUAACAGACAUAGAGUGGCUACAGAAGAACAAUGCAACAGUAGGUUGUGACGACGAUUCGUUUAUAAAACAGUAUCUACAGAAUGUGCUUCAAUUUAACCCCCAAAACAUCAAGGGCAUCAGCAGCGAAAAUGACUACAUUACCGAAUUCGAGAAUGGCAAUAUCAUUGCAGCAUUUCUUGAACUCCCUGAAUCAAAGGCCUUUAUGAAUCAAUUUUGCAAGGGAUACACUGUUGUCACACCCACAAAUGGAAUUACUCACAGAUUUGGAGGCUUUGGGUUUGUAUUUCCAAAAGGCUCUCCAAUUGCUGAUGUUGUCUCCCAAGCUAUUCUAACCUUAUCGGAGAAUGGUAGGUUAGAACAAUUGGAAGCUCACCGGUUUUCUCUUUCUCCUGAAUGUUUAAACUCUCAAAAACUUGACAAGAUUGAUAGCUUGAGCUGGCAAAGUUUUUGGGGUCUCUAUCUUUGCUCAGCAGUCACUUCCACCAUAUGUUAUGUACUAUUUGCAACUCGCCAGUCAUAUACGGGACAUAUUACUUUGAUUUAUAGCACUAUGUUGUACAAGUUGGUUGGGUUAGUAGAGUAUUUGCAUAUCAUAGUGAGAAAACUUCAAGGUACAACUCCAAACACUGUUCACGCAUUAGGAGUUUAUGAAUGCAACUCUUCUACAGCGGAGUAUACAAGUUCUUCAGAGACUCCGAAGCAAUCUCAAGCAUCGACAUAGCUUGAAGUUCAAAUAACCAAUCUUGAUGAAGAAAGACGUGUUCCUUUGUGACCUAGAGUCUCAGGUUUGAGUUAUAGAAAGACUUAUUGGGAGUAACACAUAUGUCUGAUUUUUUUAGAUGUGAUGAAUGAUGGAAAUUGAGUCGCAUUCAUUGACGUGUGCACUGUUUUUCCUUCUUACUCCAUUUACAUAGAUGUCACAAGAUGGGUGCCACCCUCGUUAUUGUCUUGCUCAUUAUCUAUAAUACAAAGGCUAUCUAUCGUUGUUUUUUU